Molecule: messenger RNA, 372 nt
Organism: Jaculus jaculus (lesser Egyptian jerboa)
Lineage: Eukaryota; Metazoa; Chordata; Mammalia; Rodentia; Dipodidae
Product: anaphase-promoting complex subunit 15-like
Exons: 2
Coding region: 1-372 (123 amino acids)
Biological process (GO): regulation of mitotic cell cycle spindle assembly checkpoint
Cellular component (GO): anaphase-promoting complex
Source: RefSeq, a predicted model, not a curated record
AUGGCCUCUGAAUUUGACUUUCCAGCACUAGCCACGUCCACAUUGUUCCUGUCACUCUUCCCCUGUGUGACUGAGACAUGGUGGUUUAAUCUGGACUGGCCCUGUGUGGAGGAGUCAGAGCCUCAGCAGCAGGAACAACAGCAUUGGGCUUGGCUCCUGGUACCCAUUGGCAUGCCAGCCUCAGAGCACUAUGGGGACGAGGAAGAGGAGGAGGAUGAAGACAGUGAAGACAGGGACGAGAGUUCAGAGGAUGAUGAGGACACGCAGGACACGGACGAGCUGAGUGACUAUAAUGAGUCACUCAGCAAUGGAGAGGUCAACGAGGUGGACGUGGAAGGCAAUGAACAGGAUCAGGACCAGUGGACGAUCUAG